Echinops telfairi (small Madagascar hedgehog) is the source of this 7349-nucleotide messenger RNA. It is a transcript of the gene U2SURP, whose product is annotated as U2 snRNP associated SURP domain containing. Lineage: Eukaryota; Metazoa; Chordata; Mammalia; Afrosoricida; Tenrecidae. The transcript has 28 exons. The record is from RefSeq and is a predicted model, not a curated record. Gene Ontology annotation, cellular component: nucleus. Gene Ontology annotation, biological process: RNA processing. Bases 30 to 3119 code for a protein of 1029 amino acids. Gene Ontology annotation, molecular function: RNA binding.
CCGCCGCGGAAGGAGGGGCAAAGCUCAAGAUGGCGGACAAAACGCCAGGCGGUUCUCAGAAGGCCAGUUCAAAGACAAGGUCAUCAGAUGUUCAUUCAUCUGGAUCUUCAGAUGCACAUAUGGAUUCAUCGGGACCCUCAGAUAGUGAUAUGCCAUCUCGGACACGACCAAAGAGCCCACGAAAACAUAAUUAUAGGAGUGAAAGUAGCCGUGAAAAUCUUUGUGAUUCUCCCCAUCAGAACCUCUCAAGACCUCUUCUAGAAAACAAACUCAAAGCAUUCAGUAUUGGGAAAAUGAGUACAGCUAAGCGAACAUUAAGUAAGAAAGAACAAGAAGAAUUAAAGAAAAAGGAGGAUGAAAAGGCAGCUGCCGAGAUCUAUGAGGAAUUUCUUGCUGCUUUUGAAGGAAGUGAUGGUAAUAAAGUGAAAACAUUUGUACGAGGUGGUGUUGUUAAUGCAGCUAAAGAGGAACAUGAAACUGAUGAAAAAAGAGGUAAAAUUUAUAAACCAUCUUCAAGAUUUGCAGAUCAAAAGAAUCCUCCAAGUCAGUCAUCCAAUGAACGACCACCAUCUCUUCUUGUGAUAGAAACCAAAAAGCCUCCACUGAAGAAAGGGGAGAAAGAAAAGAAAAAAAGCAAUUUGGAACUCUUCAAAGAAGAAUUAAAACAAAUUCAAGAAGAGCGUGAUGAAAGACAUAAGACAAAAGGCAGAUUAAGUCGAUUUGAACCACCUCAGUCAGAUUCUGACGGUCAGCGUCGUUCUAUGGAUGCGCCUUCAAGAAGAAAUAGAUCAUCUGGUGUUCUUGAUGAUUAUGCACCUGGCUCACAUGAUGUAGGAGACCCAAGCACCACUAAUUUAUACCUUGGAAACAUUAAUCCACAGAUGAAUGAAGAAAUGCUAUGCCAAGAAUUUGGAAGAUUUGGACCAUUAGCCAGUGUCAAAAUUAUGUGGCCUAGAACUGAUGAAGAAAGAGCAAGAGAGAGAAAUUGUGGCUUUGUGGCCUUUAUGAAUAGAAGAGAUGCUGAAAGAGCUUUAAAAAACUUAAAUGGAAAGAUGAUUAUGUCUUUUGAAAUGAAAUUGGGUUGGGGUAAAGCUGUACCGAUUCCUCCACAUCCAAUAUACAUUCCACCUUCCUUGAUGGAGCACACACUCCCCCCACCCCCAUCAGGACUGCCUUUUAAUGCGCAGCCUAGAGAGCGAUUAAAGAACCCCAAUGCUCCCAUGUUACCGCCACCUAAGAACAAGGAGGAUUUUGAUAAGACUCUGUCGCAAGCCAUAGUCAAAGUGGUUAUCCCAACAGAAAGGAAUUUACUUGCCCUGAUACAUCGAAUGAUAGAGUUUGUUGUUCGUGAAGGGCCAAUGUUUGAAGCUAUGAUUAUGAACAGAGAAAUCAACAACCCUAUGUUCAGGUUCUUAUUUGAAAACCAGACGCCAGCUCAUGUUUAUUAUAGGUGGAAGCUUUAUUCUAUUCUGCAGGGAGAUUCUCCAAUUAAGUGGAGAACAGAAGAUUUUCGUAUGUUCAAAAAUGGAUCUUUUUGGAGGCCACCACCUUUAAAUCCAUACCUGCACGGGAUGUCAGAAGAGCAAGAGACGGAAGCAUCUGUGGAGGAACCUAGUAAAAAGGGAGCACUUAAGGAAGAACAGAGGGAUAAAUUAGAAGAAAUCUUACGAGGACUAACUCCCAGGAAGAAUGAUAUUGGGGAUGCGAUGGUUUUCUGUCUAAAUAAUGCUGAAGCUGCUGAAGAAAUCGUGGAUUGCAUCACGGAGUCAUUGUCCAUCUUAAAGACACCCCUUCCUAAAAAGAUUGCCAGGUUAUAUUUGGUUUCUGAUGUUUUAUACAAUUCUUCAGCCAAAGUUGCCAAUGCUUCAUAUUAUAGAAAAUUUUUUGAAACAAAGUUAUGCCAGAUAUUUUCAGACCUCAAUGCUACCUAUCGUACAAUUCAAGGCCAUCUGCAGUCUGAAAACUUUAAGCAAAGGGUAAUGACCUGCUUCAGAGCAUGGGAAGAUUGGGCUAUUUAUCCAGAACCAUUUUUGAUCAAACUGCAAAAUAUUUUCUUAGGACUUGUAAAUAUUAUUGAAGAAAAGGAAACGGAGGAUGUACCAGAUGAUCUAGAUGGUGCCCCCAUUGAGGAAGAACUAGAUGGUGCACCUCUUGAAGAUGUGGAUGGAAUUCCUAUUGAUACUACACCCAUCGAUGAUCUUGAUGGAGUUCCUAUAAAGACUCUUGAUGAUGAUCUUGAUGGAGUACCUUUGGACGUGACUGAAGAUUCAAAGAAAAAUGAGCCUAUAUUUAAAGUUGCCCCAUCCAAGUGGGAAGCUGUAGAUGAAUCGGAAUUGGAAGCACAGGCUGUAACAACUUCUAAGUGGGAGUUAUUUGACCAGCAUGAAGAAUCAGAAGAAGAGGAAAAUCAAAAUCAAGAAGAGGACAGUGAAGAUGAAGAUGAUACUCAAAGUUCCAAAUCUGAAGAGCAUCAUUUGUACUUAAAUCCCAUUAAAGAAGAAAUGACAGAGUCUAAGUUCUCUAAGUACUCUGAAAUGAGUGAGGAAAAACGAGCUAAACUCCGGGAAAUUGAGCUCAAAGUUAUGAAGUUUCAAGAUGAAUUGGAAUCUGGGAAAAGACCUAAAAAACCAGGCCAGAGCUUUCAGGAGCAAGUAGAACACUACAGAGAUAAACUUCUUCAACGAGAGAAAGAGAAGGAAUUAGAAAGAGAACGAGAACGAGACAAGAAGGAUAAAGAAAAAUUGGAAUCACGAUCCAAAGACAAGAAGGAAAAAGAUGAGUGUACUCCAACGAGGAAAGAAAGGAAAAGGCGACACAGUGCAUCCCCCAGCCCAUCUCGCAGUAGCAGUGGUAGACGAGUGAAAUCCCCCUCACCAAAAUCAGAGCGUUCCGAGCGUUCUGAAAGGUCUCACAAAGAGAGCUCACGGUCUAGGUCAUCUCACAAAGAUUCUCCCAGAGAUGUUAGCAAAAAGGCCAAAAGGUCACCAUCUGGUUCAAGGACACCUAAGAGGUCUAGGCGAUCUCGGUCGAGAUCACCUAAAAAAUCAGGGAAGAAAUCCAGGUCCCAGUCCCGGUCUCCACACAGGUCUCAUAAAAAGUCAAAGAAAAACAAACACUGACAUAGUGUUCACAUGUUUUUAAGAUGCUGUCACUUAUUGGAAACGCAACUUUGUUUUGUGCCUGAACAGUCUGUUUUUAACAAAAACAAAACAAACAAAAAAAACAAAUGAAAGAGCAUUCCUGGGGUUUUUUGUUUGUUUGUUUGUCUGUUUGCGAAUGCAUGUGUAAACUCACGAGCAACUGCAUCUUUAGACUCGUCAUUGUUUUAUAUUGUACAAAUUACUUUUGUUGUGGCUGUUUCUCAAGGUAAAAAUUUUUAUUGUGUUAAAGAAUUUCAUCAGAAAUGUGUAUAAUGGAUCUGCUGGUGGUAGUAUUUUGUUUUAGGAUGUUGUGACUUAGAAAAGUAUUACAGAUGUCUUCCCCUCCUUUUGUAGCUUUGAAAAUUGGAAUUAGAUUUCAAAUAAAAUCUGAACAGAAAACUAUAAUGUUGUUUUUUUGCCCCACUGGUGACAGCAGAUCUCUUAAGAGUUCUAAGUGAGUUUGGGACUACUAUUGUGUUUCUUUUACAUAAUGCACUUUACCAACUCCAAUGUUCCUGUAGCUAAACUUCUAUAUUUACCAAGAUGACUAUCAAAAUUAAGGAACUUGAGAUUCCUCUUGUAGGUUUGCCAACCCCUCUCUUCUUCAUUAAAAUUCUCUUCACUGGCUAAUGUUAGUACCCAGAAGUCAGAGGACAGGUGGAUAUUGGACAUGGUGCUUUUUGUUCAUGGAAUGCCUUAUAAAGAAACUAUUAUUUCAAUACACCAAACCCAUAUUCUGAGCAAAAACUUAUUUUUUGGGAAAACUUGAUUUUAUCUUCUAUCAUGAAAGACAUUUAUUUAUAUAAAAGAGACUUUAAGAUUUGGCCAUAGAGGUUUUCUUGAAUGUUGGUUGUCUCUUUAACCCUGUUAAACUAUCCUAGUGUAUUAAAGGAUUCAGUGUUUAGUUAAAAUGUUAAGCGAUAUUUGAAGUAUAAUGGUUUGCAGAAAAUGGCGCAUACAGUUGUCUUUUGAUUCAGGGUGCAAAAAGUGAGUUUAAAUCAAACUGUUGAAGUUGAUUAUGCAAUGGGAAUAAAAAUAAUGUGGGGUGAGAAAUAAGAAAGUUUGUACUCUUGGUUUUACUUACAAAUAAAAUGUAAUAAAGGGUUCUGUAGACUUGAACUGACACUACUAUUUGUGAAUUUUGCUUUCAAUUUUUCAUUUAGGCACUUAAUUGUGUAGUGGUUUUAUAUAUUUGUUUUUAUUUUUCCUCACCCCUAAUAGAGACUGUAGAACACUAUUUUAUAAUGGAUAGCUUUGAUUUAGGCUGAGUUUUUAAAAGCCUAAUUUUAAUUUGUUUUCUUUAAUCUUGCCUGGUCACAGAAGAAAUCCUGUUCCCAUGCUUCAGGGAUUAGUUCUUUCAGCUGAGCUCUAGGAUGCUAACUGCACAUACUGCUGCCAACCUGGGCAAACCUCUGAUAGCUUUUGCAGUUAGCUGAUGAGAUUGAUUUGCUUAAUAGGUCUUACCAAUGCGAAAAUAUUGCUUGAGUAAUUUUCCCUUGUCAUUCAGCUAUAUUUUUUUCCUUUUCCCAUUUUGUAAGAAAGGGUUAAUUUCUAAUAGUUGCUCAGAUUAAUUAAAUGUGAACAUUUGGUGCUAACUUUUAAAUAUGUAUAAAUCCAACCAUUUAUAAAGCAACACGUUUUUCUUCUUUGGUUCACUGCCUAGGAGAAUCAAAAUUGAUAUAAUCUAUCUUUCCUUGAAAAAUAGCAAUAGGAGUUGUUGGUGAUUUGAGCAUUCUAUCACUUACUGAUGGUCUACUACAGGCUUAGAAAUAAUUGGACAAAUUAUUUGGACAAAUUGAAAAAUUUUGUCAGUCAAAUUUCAAAGGAUGCUUUAUUUCUCGCCCAUCUUGGGAAAUGUCUGGGAGAAUAAGAAAGGAACUCUUGGGUCACUUUGGGGUGCUAAAUUGUAUUUUUCCUCUUGGGGUGUAAUUUAACACUUAUUUUUAUUUGGCUUCAGGUACACUCCUAUUUGUGGUGGCGAAGCUUGCUUAAGCCUGAUGGAAUAUAUCAUCUGUGAAGUCUAUUAAUAUAUCUGUUAGAUUACCUUGAAUUCUUUUCUCUUGGACUACAGAUGGCAUUAGUAAAUAGUUUAUUUCCAAUUUAACUUCAUGAGAAAAUACCUAGAGUUAUGUAUGUUUAUUUCCCCCAUGGACACACAAUAGAGUUCAAUGGGAUCAGAAACUGAUGCCAUUAUGAAAAACAAAAGGAAAAAAAAAGAAAAACAAAAGAAUCCAUUGGUUACAGUGGUAGAUUCUAACUCCCAAUGUACCAUGCUUUUGAAAUUGCAUAUUCACCUGAUUCUAAUAUAAAGAACACUAUGUAACAAAGUUCCAAAAGUUCACUAUAAUGUUCAUAGUCAUGACAUAGUUACAGGAAGUACCCUGUGCCAGCUCUCCAGUAUAAAGCCUUACUGUCUUCUCCCAGAGCUACACAUAGCAGAAAUCCUCUGUGUAUUCCUCUGAGAGGGAGCAUCUUAGGCCCUUUCCCCUCUGGCCCAACAUUUUUACAUAGGGAUUCCUUACCACCAGUACCAUUCCUCUUCCAACUACAGAUUAGAGAAAGAAUAUAAAUGGUAGUCUAUUUCUUACCGAAGAGAGUCCUGCUGAUUAAAGAGGAUCAUGUUAGUGAAUCUCUUUUUUUGGCACUCUGUUUUCUUGAUAACUGCUAGUAAGUGAAGAGAUUUCUGAUUUGAAGCAUGUUGAGAAGUUAGAGAUGAAAAUCCUGACCCAAAGUGUGCUUUUAUUUGGCUCAGAAUUUCCUUGGUUUUUCUGCUAAAGUUUGCAGGAAAUUACUGUACUCUGACCUAAUUUGUCUUUUUGUAGACCAUUCCCAUGGGCUUACCCUUAAGACUUUUUAUCCCAAUUAAAAAGUUAUACAUGAAAGGCAAUACUUGCUUAUGACUUCUAUAAUUUACCCCCAAACUCUUAAGAUGGUUAAUACCAGAAAGUAUUUAUAAAGCAUUCUGAUCAUGAUCAAGUUUAGGUUUCAUAAAAUUAGUGUCUUUAUUUGCCUCCACGGUGGUGUGCAUUUUAAAGAAGUAUAUAUCAAUGAUGGCAGUUUAUCAUUAUUGUUGUUAGUGAAUAAAAGCAAAUCCCUGUCUCGCUAAAGUGACAGAACCUACCCUGAUGGCCUUGCAGUGUGAUCUCUUUAACAGAGAAACUUGUGUUUAAAAAAGAAGUGUACCACUUUCCUAAGACUGUCCCUUUAAGACAUUUAAGAUAUAAGAGCUAUGUUGUAAUUUGUUUUACUCUUGUUACAUUUUUUUCUCCGUUUUAUUGGGAGCUCUUGCAGAUAAUUAUAACAAUCCCUAGUUCAAUUAGAUCAAGCAUGAAAUUGCUGCACCAUCAAUUCGAAAACAUUCUUCUUGCACUUGAUAUUUGCUCCCCUUUAUCCCUGCCCUCCCCCACCCUACCCCCCUUUUCUGUUACAUUUUAAUGUGUAAACGUCAAUUAGCGAAAAUCCCAUGCAGAUGCGUUUGAUGUUUAAAGGAACAUGUGAGUAUUUAUAAAAAUCUCGCAUUUACACAGUGUUUGUUCUCAAUAUUUCGCGUGCAUGUUUUAGACUAGAUUUUAGGGGGUGUUUACUCCAUUGUACUCUUUAUUUUUGUUUUUAGCUUCCCAUAACUUAGGUAAUACACAAACACAAAUCCCAGGGGAAGUGCUGUGAUGCUAGACGAAAAGGUGGGAAUGUGCUGCUGUUCCCAGUGAGCCGUGUCUGUGGUUGAAAAGUCAAUGCCUCAGUGUUUAUUCAGUACCACCUCAUGGAGCGUCUAUGUAAAUGAACUAUAUGUGUAAUUAGUUAUUUAUAUAGUUUUGUAGAUCUAUAGAUAAAACGCCCUAGUUCAUUUUCAUGUGUAAUUGUGCUUAGAAUUUUGUGUUUUCUCCUUUUACUUCACCAUGCUCUUGUACAUUUUCGCUCUGAUGCUUUGAAAUAGCAGGAAAGACAAUUUAUCAGAAAUGAGUAUAAUGUAAUUGAAAUCAUCUGAAAUAUUCGACAGCAAGACAGUUUCUUUCAGGUGAACGGAUUCUUUGAUUUGGUUUUUUUGAUGAAAGGGUUAAGUUUAUUGUGGAGCUGCUUUCCAGACCAGAUGUCACUUUAUAAGUUUUCUACAUAAAGAUAAUAUAGUUGCAAACAAAGGUUGUGGAAUUUCCCUUUUGUUGUUUUUCACUCUUAAUUACUUUAAUAAAAAUAUGUUGUUUUCAUAGCAAA